This is a messenger RNA of Plasmodium cynomolgi strain B, 288 nucleotides long. RefSeq names its product CYIR protein. The record is from RefSeq and is a predicted model, not a curated record. The transcript is spliced from 2 exons. Bases 1 to 288 code for a protein of 95 amino acids. NCBI's taxonomy places the organism in Eukaryota, Apicomplexa, Aconoidasida, Haemosporida, Plasmodiidae.
AUGCAUAUUCUAUUAAUAAAAUAUGGGAAGACUCUAUUUGUUUUCAAUUCGAUUCUAAUACAAAGUAGUUUCGGCAAUAAGAUAUACCAAAAUGUUGUAAUAAUUAAUCUAUUGUUAUAUGACCAUGUAAUUAAUAAUUUACUUUCUGGUUUCACUACCUUAUCACUGUACCGUGAACUUAAAAAAUUGUAUCAUGGGAAUAUAUUCGAUUUGUUAAUAUAUAACGAGCAUAAAGUGGAUGUUAAAUGUGAAAUAUAUAUAAAGCUUGAUGAACUGGUUACAAUAUAA